Messenger RNA from Pisolithus orientalis, 1360 nucleotides. RefSeq names its product WD40-repeat-containing domain protein. Gene Ontology annotation, cellular component: catalytic step 2 spliceosome. Gene Ontology annotation, molecular function: RNA binding; protein binding. The coding region runs from base 153 to 1262 and encodes 369 amino acids. The transcript is spliced from 6 exons. The record is from RefSeq and is a predicted model, not a curated record. NCBI's taxonomy places the organism in Eukaryota, Fungi, Basidiomycota, Agaricomycetes, Boletales, Pisolithaceae.
UAGGUUUAGGGACCUUUUCUGACCAUAAACGGAUCUGCACCAUUUUUUGUUUCCGCAGUGAUUGCAGUGUCUACUAAAACGCGAUUCCCAAUUCGGCCACACCAACCAAACACAUACCCUCAUUUUCUCAGUCUGCCUUGUCGUCGUCUGCAAUGUCAAAGAGACCCACGCCCCCCUCUGGCGAUGGCGCACUCGUCAAGAGGUCCCGCUCAGAUUCACCUCCACGAAAUGAAAUGGUCAUCUCCACCUCGGGGGACGAUCGUCAAAAAGGGUUGGUCCGUAGUGUAAAACGGACAAGUAACCUCGAAGCUCCCAUUAUCAGUCUGAGCGGCGCACACUCUGGCGAAAUUGUGAGCUGUAGAUUCGACCCCACAGGACAGAACAUUGCUGCAUGUUCGGCGGAUAGGAGCGUCUCUUUCUGGAGGACUUAUCCUCCCAACACGAACUAUGGUCUCCUGUCGAGUCUCCACAAGGCACCGAUCCUGGACUUGCAGUGGUCGCUAUAUUCGCCGAUUCUUUACACAGUCGGCGCAGACCACAUCUUGAAUAUGGCGAACGUUACCACUGGCCAGCGUAUCAGGAAAAUACGCGCACACCGCGGGAUCAUUAACACUCUCGACCGGACGAUGGCUGGUGGCGCUGGCGUGGAGUUGGUCGCGACAGGUUCCGACGACGGGACGGUUAAGAUAUGGGAGGGCGGUGAGGAAGGCAGAAAGACUAGCGUUGCGGUCUUCGAGAUAGGAUGCCCCGUGACAUCCGUUUGUUGGAGCGCUGAUGGUCAGAACGUGUACAUUGGGGCACUGGACAACGAAAUUCACGUUUAUGAUUUGCGAAAAUGCGAGCAGGUCUACUCGCUCGCGGGUCACACGGAUACACCGACCUCCCUGACACUAUCACCCAACGGGUCGUAUCUCCUCUCGCCGUCAUUCUCAUCGCAAGUUAUCAUUCAUGACGUGCGGCCUUUCUCGCCAGCUCCAUCCCGCAUACACCGUAUCCUUCACGGCGCACCUGCAGGCUUCGAGAACACGCUCUUAAAAGGCGCGUGGAGCAAAGAUGACGGCGGACGGCGUGUCGCUGUCGGUGGCGCAGACAGAAUGGUUUGUAUCUGGGAUGUGGAGAGCGGAAGAGUAUUGUACAAGCUUCCUGGACACAAAGGCACGGUAACAGCUGUCGAUUUCCAUCCGAAGGAGCCAAUCAUCCUUACCGGCAGCAAGGACGGUACGAUGUUAAUGGGAGAACUGAAGCCAGGGGUGGUUAUUUAGGUAUACAGUGACUUUGUACUUCGUUACAUUCUUCCGCAAAGUUGUGACGUUAUUACUUGGAAACCUUGGUACUGAUAUUAAGCCUGCAGUGUAGUCAG